Molecule: messenger RNA, 3615 nt
Organism: Lucilia cuprina (Australian sheep blowfly)
Lineage: Eukaryota; Metazoa; Arthropoda; Insecta; Diptera; Calliphoridae
Gene: NK7.1
Product: probable serine/threonine-protein kinase DDB_G0282963
Exons: 4
Coding region: 139-3198 (1019 amino acids)
Biological process (GO): cell differentiation; regulation of transcription by RNA polymerase II
Cellular component (GO): nucleus
Molecular function (GO): RNA polymerase II cis-regulatory region sequence-specific DNA binding; DNA-binding transcription factor activity, RNA polymerase II-specific
Source: RefSeq, a predicted model, not a curated record
UUUUUUCUCUUUACAGGUCAGUAAAUUGUUUUGAAAUAAUAUUAUAGAAGCCGACAAUAAACACUUAAUGGUGAACAACUCACAUUCUCUAAUGAAUUAUAAAUUUAUUAUUUUAUGUCGGGCGAAAAUGUUUUAUAAAUGAUGCCAGAAAUUGAAUGUGACAUUGUGGCAGCCACAGCAACAACAGAAAUGGUUAGUGGAGCAACACAUGUACCAAUAUUCGAGACAACAACAGCAAGGAAUACAGUAGCACAAAAACUAUAUAACCCUCAUCAUCUACAACAGCAUACACAGCAACGACAUUAUUAUCAACAGCAAAAUCAUUAUAACGACAUUGCUAGUGGUAACUACAAGUUGCAAGAAUAUCAUCAUCAGCAGCAGCAACAACAACAACAUAAAAUGGCAACAAGUUCGUAUGUGUAUCGUAGUCCUUUAACGAUACCACCCGUAGCUACACAUACAAUGUAUGAUAAUAUCAACAUUAGCAAUAAUAGCAACAACAAUAAUAAUUUUAGCACGAACAACAAUAACAACAUUGGUAGUCAUAGCAACAACAUGUUAGAAACCUAUAAUAACAAUUAUAAUCAUACAAUGAAUUUAGCAACAACUCCACCUGCACCAUUGAGUCAGAAUAUGGUAGCAGCAACAACAACACAUAACAAUGCAACAGCAGAAGCAGUAUCACCAGCAGCAACAGGUGGUUGUGGAAUUGCAACUACAACUACACCAACAACACCUAGUCCUAAUCAAUACAAUUCAAAGGAAAAAUUCCCUGACAUUAAACAACAGCAAACAAUGAUGCCAACAGCGAACACAACAUUUUUACAAAAAUCUUUAGAGGCUCCCAUUAAACAAAUUAAUUACACUAAUGGCUAUGCAGGCAGUGGAGCAGCAGGAGGUGGCAAACAUAUAUCAACUCCUCCACCGCCACCUGUUGGAAUAUUAGCUAAAACGCCACAACAAAGGCAAUCGCACUCACCCAACGUUUCAACCGAAGCCCAUUUAUUGGCUUCAAAUAUGGUCACACCACCAUCGUGGCAUCCACAUGUCUAUGCCCGUCCACCAAAUCGACCUACUCCUCAUACAAUUGCGGAUAUUUUAGGUCUACGUGAUUGCAACAACACCUCAUUAACAACAACACUACUCAAUUCUAGGCUAACACACGAUACUCAAGACGAAUCUUCAAAUUCGUCCGCCACAAAUAUACCACCUGCCCCCGCUAAAUCACCAAAAAGUAUUUUACGAAACUUUCAACAACAAUAUUCUGCACAAAUCAAUCAAUAUGAUCAAUCUCAGCUGCGCAGUGCUUCGGUGAGUGAGACCAGCGAAGAUGAUCAGGUGGCGACAAGUAUAGCUGUUGGUUCAGAUUUGACACCAAUGGCACCUCAACCACCGCCCAUGUUGGAUCAACCGCUAAAUUUAUGUGUGGCCAAAAAAUCAAGAGAUUCUUUAUCUCCACCUCCCGUCGUAAAACAAAAUCAAAUUUUGGGUAUAACCACUGAUCGGGAGAAGACAACGUCGCUUUUGGGCAAACACCUAAAGAAAGAUUCUAGUCAAACAACUGCUAAAACUUGUGCUAAAAAGAAAAAACUUUCCUCUGUCAUAGCGCCGCCCUCAAAUGUUACAUUACCGCCUGAUGUUAGUCCCUCGGGCAGUAGUGAUAGUUUGAUACGUGAACGUUUAGCACCUUCAUCUAUGAGUACUACAUCGCCAGCAGCGAAUAUGGAAACAACAGAAGAUGAUUCGGAUUCGGGUUCAACAGAUGCUAGACGUAAGAAAAAGGCUAGAACAACAUUUACGGGAAGGCAAAUUUUUGAAUUGGAAAAACAAUUUGAAAUUAAAAAGUACCUUAGUUCGAGUGAACGAACAGAAAUGGCGAAAUUGUUAAAUGUGACAGAGACGCAGGUUAAAAUAUGGUUUCAAAAUCGUCGCACUAAAUGGAAGCGGCAAGAUAAUGUAACCAACUCUGAGGCAGCCGAAGUAAAAUCGGCAAAUCAUGGUAAAUCAACAGCAGCAGCAACAACAACGACAACAACAUCAUCAGCAACAUCUACAUCCUCAACAACUACAGCAGAUAACACAAAUGGAAAUGGUAAAACAGCGGCAACAACAAAUGGUUCAGUAACCACAACAACAUCAUCAGCAAAUGCUGAAACGAUGGUAAUGGCAACAACAACAAAAAAGAAUUCACACAAUUCACCUGGCAGCAAUAGUAGCAGCAACAACAACAACACAAAUAGUAGUAGCAACAGCAGCAGUAAUAUUGAAAGUAAACGAAAUAUUGCAAAUGAAUUAAGUGCAAAAUUAACCGCCAAACAAACGACAAAAAUCAAAAAACAAUUGAAUGCAAUACUAGAGAAAACCUCGAAAAAUGCUGCAGGCACAAAGCAUGAUAACAACAGCAAUGCAACAGCUGCAGGAGGGGUUGCAUUAAAUGUUUCCACUGCAGACAAAUCAUCAAAUAAUACAAAGGCUAUGGAUAAUGGCACAAAUGCGAAAAAACAGACAACAGCAGCAACAACAACACAAAAUAAUCAUCGUCAUCAUAAUCACCACCACCAUCAUCAUCAUCACAGUCACAAUCAUCAUCGUCAUAUACCACAUCAUCAUCAUGCAAUUCCAUUAACGGUAGAGCCUGCAGCACCCUUGGAACAGACUGAAAAAUUAGAAAUCAAACUCGAAGAAUCACCGCAACAUCGUGAAUUGCAAUUAACAUUGCUGAGAGCAGCACAUGGUCAAAGUCCACACUAUGGUGAAAUGGAUUUUGAAAGUAAAUUGGCUGCAUCAAAAAUUUCAAAUGCUUUAGCAAUGGCCAAACUAAAUGCCAGCGAAUCUACACCAUUGACCAUUAAGGAUAAAACCCAUAAAAGAACUGAAAAUACUGAUGAUAAAAAAUCUUCAAUUAAAUUAGAAAGUUCACAGAAAUCAAAUAAAACCAAUAAUGAUAAAAAUGAAACUAAACUAAUAACAACAACAGCAACAACAAAAAACAUGUGUAAAGUGGAGGAAUUGGAAGAGGAUGAGGAUAAUGACAAUGAUAAUGAUGAGGAAGAUAAGAAAAUGUUGAUUUGUGAUAAUAUUAAGGAUGAUAAAGAUCAUCAAAUGGAGUUUGAAGAUUUUAUUGAGAAUAAAAAUGGAUUAAAAACGGACAAUGAAACAGAAGAUGCUGACAACGAUGCUGAAAUGAAGGAAAUUUAAAAUUUACUCAAAUUUAAGAAUAUAAUAUUAAAAAAGAUCUUCCAGUCAAAAAAGAAAAGUUAAAUGUGUGCCAAAAAAAAAAAUUAUUUAAAGCAAAUUAAUUCUAUAAAAUAUAUAAAUAUAGACUAAGAUACCUAUUAAAAAGGAAACUUAAUACAUAAUAUGUAUUAAGGGAUUUUAAAAAAUAACUUAAUAUUUCUUAAAGGAAGCUCAAUAAUAAUAAUAUACUAAUAUGUAUGUUAAAUUAGAUAUUAAGAUAUGUACGUAUGUAUUUCUAAUAUGUAAAUAAAUUUAUGUUAUUUUAUUUUUUAUCAUAAAGAAGAAAAAAAUAAAUUAAUUACUAUUUCCAUAUGCUUUCUGUAAUAGUAUUUUCUGAUGAAAAAUAAAAGAAAAUAUAUUUGUAGUAAUACUAUUCAA